GGCCGUGGUGCCUUACGCAGGGUCUGAUGUCAUGACGUAGAGCCUAGCAACCGCGCAGGCUCCUGGCCGAAUCCGUUAUGGCCGCUGCUGCCUUGAGGAGGAUGAGGGGAGCUGUGCAAAGGAAACUGCGGCCUUCGCCCGGCCUUCAGGUCCCCGGAGUAUUGGCGUGGCCGCUGGUCCCGGCGCUCCUGCUUGCGUCCGCCACCAUGUCCAGUGCUCAACCACAAACUGAUUUGCCGGGCCACACUGUACCUCAGCAAGAUGUUUCUGCUCCAAAUAUGAGUGCUUUAACACAUGAAAACCAAACCAACCUUUCUGUCUUCCAAAUCAGCACCACUCUCCGACCCACAGCUAGUACAGAGAAAGGUGGAGGGGCAUCUGUAGCCCCUCAUCCCUCACCUACUACUUCUCUGUCUCAAGAGGAAACAGAUAACAAUGAAGAUCCCAGCAUAGAGGAGGAGGAUCUUCUCACACUCAAUAGUUCUCCGUCCACUGCCAAAGACACUCUGGACAAUGGAGACUAUGGAGAACCAGACUAUGACUGGACCACCAGCCCCAGGGAUGAGGAGUCGAGUGAGGCUCUGGAAGAAAACAGGAACUACAUGGAAAUUGAACAGUCAGUGAGAUCUUUUAAGACCCCAUCCUCAAAUAUUGAAGAGGAAGAUAGCCAUUUCUUUUUUCAUCUUAUUAUUUUUGCUUUUUGUAUUGCUGUUGUUUACAUUACAUAUCACAACAAAAGGAAGAUUUUCCUUCUGGUUCAAAGCAGAAAAUGGCGUGAUAGUCUUUGUUCCAAAACAGUGGAAUAUCAUCGUCUAGACCAGAAUGUUAAUGAGGCCAUGCCUUCUCUGAAGAUUACCAAUGAUUAUAUUUUUUAAAGCACUGUGAUUUGAGUUGGCUUAUUAUGUAAUUUUAUUUGCUUGACUUUUUUAUAUAAUAUUGUGCAGAUGUUUUGCCAUAGGCAAUUGGUACUUAAAUGAGAGAUGGGGGUCUCUCUUUAUUUUGCCUUGGUGCUUUGGAAAUGAAAUGUCACAAACAAGGAGCAUAUAAUUUUUUAUCUACACUUUUGGAGGUAAAUUUAAUCAGGUGUCCAGAAUGUGGAGCUAAGCGUUCUCUGUUAGUUUUGUUUUGGAUUUCUUUAUUGUGCUUCUUCUGGAAGUAUUAGUAAUGCUAGUUUAAAAGAUCCUAGCCUUCAACUAAAUCCUAACAUUAUCUGGAACUGCUGGCUCAGAUUCUCUUUCUGCCAUCCAAGUACUAUUUUUUUUAGCACACAUUUUGUGCUCCCAAACUGUAAUCUACAAGGAUGUGUGUAAUAGUGCUUGGCAUAUAAGUAUCAUUUUUUCUUUCAGGAAAAUUGAUUUGCAUAUUUUUGGAUAAUUUAAACAUAAUUUAAGAUAAUGAUAUUGCUCAAUCCGACCGCAAUUUUAGGCAACACAUUAAUAAAUGUCUCUAGAAAUUCUGGCAAUAGAGAGACUCUGCGGUUUGCAGUGGACAUAGAUAAAAUGUUCCAGAGAUACUAUAUUUGGCUUGAAUUACUGAAUUAAAUUUAGAGGUAGAAAUUGUGGCAAAAUAUUAAAUACACAUACAAUUGCUUUUAGUUAGCAAUUGAUUGUAGCACGGGUUCCUCCAAGCUUUCAAGUAAGGAGUAGAGUUUGGAAUUGUAUCAGAUUUGUUCACUUUGUUUAUUACUUUAUAGUAAGUUUGAAUAAAUCUUAGGGGCCAUUAUCACUUAAAUAACAUUGUGUCUAGGCCUUUCAAUUUAAAAUUAUACCUGAAUGAAGUUGUUUGUAUACCUAAAGGAUAUAUGUGUACACUGACUUUUUCUCCCCCGUACUUGUUUUAUUUUCUUCUGUUUUGUUUUUCACAGCAACUGGAAAUUAUUUGCUGUAUUUCAUUUUAGCCUGCCUUUAUAUAAUAAAGAGUUGAUCAGUAUGUAAAUAUGUGAUUUGAACCAUGGUUGACUUACAAAUGUCACUGCAACUUUUUAGAAAACAUAACCCUUACUAUAUGUUGAACACUUGUUCAGAAAGCCCAGGCGAGCCAGUGGGCAUGUGCUUUGUGUGAAGAUGGAAGAAGUAGGGCAGUCCACCAUUUCUUUCAGGUGGACAAUUUACUGUCCUGAUAAGGAAGGGGAGCAGAGUGGAAAUACACCUGAACUGUUUUAUUGCAGUAAUUUUUCAUAUCUGAAAUUGUAUUAUUUAAUAUUUUGAAUAAGAUUUUAAAAAUAAAUGGCAAAGAUAUAAA
Molecule: messenger RNA, 2241 nt
Organism: Enhydra lutris kenyoni (northern sea otter)
Lineage: Eukaryota; Metazoa; Chordata; Mammalia; Carnivora; Mustelidae
Product: chromosome unknown C5orf15 homolog
Exons: 3
Coding region: 78-875 (265 amino acids)
Source: RefSeq, a predicted model, not a curated record